UUCAUUCCCUUCUCAUAUUUUGUAUUUACGUGCGCGUUACUUUGUUUUCUAAGUGUAAUAAUUAAAGUAAAUAAACUUCCGUCAGAAAUGUGAAUAAUUGUAUAAUGGUUGUGAUAUCAGUGUGCCAAAUUUUGUGCUGUAGAAAUGUAUGUCAUUUACGUUGAUAUUGUUCUCCUUAUUAUUCUGUCAGUUUUAAUUUGUUCUUCGUGUGGAUAUUGUUUCUAUAGACUGUAUCGACUGCGAAAGAGUGGCCAUAUGACAAUACUAUUGCGUCCAACUAAAGUUAUAUUUUCCCAUAAGGAGGAAGGCGAGGCUGAACAACUCAGAACGGUUGUUGCCUAUCAGAAUCCAUUUACUGGAGAUUACUGCAUCAACAAGAGUAAACUUCCCCAGGGAUAUAUAAACAAGUUAGACACCAUUGAUUCACCUGAUAGCGGUGUGUCUGAUGAAUACGAACCUGUUAACUUGCCGCCUUUGCCUGGAAACCAUCCGUCACUGCAGGCCACCAGACUGGAAGGAAUAAGUCCAAUUUAUGACAACAGUACAAUCAAGACAUGGAAAUGGGAGUACACAGAGUAUCAAAUAUAACUACAAACAAAUAUAAUGUUUCUAUGAUGGAGAGGACAGCUCAUACUUUGGCUUACAUUUUAUUACAGUUACUUUGCGGAAAUCCAUAAUUAUCCAAAUUUUUGGAGUAAUCUUGAGCGUAAAAUCAAUUCGACUCCUCUUAACGAGGCAUCCUCAGGACGUGUGUCAGGACUGUGUAGAGGCGCAGUACGUUUCGAAUUGAUUGAAGACAAAUAUCAGCGUAAUUUACCUAUGCUCGAGAUAACUCAAAAAAAUUGGAUUACAUUAUUAUAAACUUAUAUUACAAUAAUAUGUUUGUUAUUAUUUUUAUAUUAAAUAUGUGAUUAUAAAUAAUAAUACAAAAGUUCUAUCAAGUCCUGUUAAGUAAUAGGAUGAAGAUACCUAGAUGUGACGAGCAAAUAAUAUGAACGUGCAUGUUCGUGAUCACAACACACGAGAGUCAUUAGGAAAAAUAUCAGUUUGUUAUUUCUUUUAAAAAUUAUGCUUGCGAACAAGGCUGUUAAAUGUUAUAAAGAACUUCUGUAUCCUAAGCAACGUAACUAUCAACCAAAUCAUUAGUAAUAUCAAAUUAUCUUCCUCGGCACAAAGGCUAAGAUUGUCCGCCAUGUUCUAGUGCGUUUUAUUUUAUCCGAGUAAUAGUAUUGUUUAUUUCUUUCGGCCGUAUGCGCAUGGUAAGUCCAAGUUGUUAGUAAUAUUAAGGUCCAGAAAUGUUGGGCAUAUGAAGUUAUUAAAUAAUGAUUUAAAGUGAUAACCCUCACUGAGCAUACUCAGCAUAAUUUCAGCUGUAAAUUGGCAAUAAAAACGAAACCAAAGAUUAUGCUAAACAUAAACUCAGCUAAGUUGUACGUAAGUAAAGUAUGAGUAACGUCUAAGUACGCUCUAUACAUCUCAGCUUUAGGUUCAGUUAUAAUGUAUCCAUUCGUUACCUCUCGGCUAUAAUUUAAACUUGAUUUAAAACGUUCUGUUAAGAACAAGCCGAAUAUUUCCAAGUCGUGGUACUUUGAAUGGGUAUCUGCAUAUUUUGUUUGUUCAAAAAUUUGACAGUGAAAAACUGUUAUUAAAAAAAAACAAAAUGGCUAAAAAAUCUUGAAAAAUAAAAUAAAUUAAUCCUCACGUCAGUAGACACAUAAUGAGUUUUCCAAUUUCAUAGAAUACUUACGAACUACUUUCGACAAAAUUAAACUUAUAUUAUUAUGACAUACUAAGAGGUGUUUCACAUUACUCCCUUAUUAUAUCAAUUUAGAUUUAAAGCGAAAUAUUGUUAGAAUACAUAAUACGGAUAUUGACAUUUAGCAACAUACAACUUACAAUCUUUACAAUUACGUCAAACAUCUCUUUAUUAUUAAUAUAUAAAGUUUAUCGAUGUUAAUCUUAAAAUGUUUAUUUAAAUAUAAGAGUAUUACAGUCA
Leptidea sinapis is the source of this 1996-nucleotide messenger RNA. RefSeq lists its product as uncharacterized. The record is from RefSeq and is a predicted model, not a curated record. Lineage: Eukaryota; Metazoa; Arthropoda; Insecta; Lepidoptera; Pieridae. Bases 145 to 588 code for a protein of 147 amino acids. The transcript is spliced from 5 exons.